AUGGAUUUUGUUGUAGACUAUCAGAGUUAUGCAAUGGCAGAUGCUGCCACGGCAGAACUUCCAGAGCCAGAGCCAAGACUGAAAUUAACAUCAGAUGCACAAUUGCAAUCUGCGAACAAGGUAGAUCUGCAGUUCAAAUUGCCCAAUCUACAAGGUCAUUCCAAUAGCGAUACAGUCCCGCAUAUAAACAACGACGGUGCAGAUUCGAAAGACCUGUAUAAAAGAAUGACACAUUAUGCUAUGUCCUCCAUUGACAAAAUACAACUCUCCAAUUCAGGCAAAAAAUUAGAACAUAUUGCCCAAAUUGAUAAGCUACCGCAGCAAGAAUCUCAUGACUUCGCUAAUUAUGGGUCAAAAAACCUCGAUUUGUCGAAAUUAGUAUCUACCUCAAAUGACUCGACUAUGAAUACAACAAAUCUAGUUCUUUCAAGUAAGCUUUCCAAGAUUUUGAACAAUUACACCUUAAUCAACUAUCAGGCUACGACUCAAUUAAGGAAAUCAUUAAAAAUCCUGGAAGACAAUAAAGAAAGACUGUCUCUUGAUGAACAGAAGCUAAUGAACCCUGAGUAUGUGGGGACUUUGGCAAGAAGAACUUUGAGGACAGAUUUGGAAUCACAACUGUUGAAGGAACAUAUCACGGUGCUUGAGGAAUUCAAGCCUAUCAUCAGAAGAAUAAAACGCUUGACGUCCUCUGUGGAAAAAAUACAAAAAACAGGCGCAAGUUUCAUAAACGACGAAAUUGACAAAGUUUCAUCGAAUAAUGUGGCGCUGGAUGAAAUAAACCAGUACCGUUUGAAGGCAGAGCAGUUGAAAUUGAAGAAGAAAAUAUUGCUAACUAUAAGAGAUAGAUUCACUCUGAAUCAAGUAGAGGACGAUGCUAUCACAAACGGCAUUAUAGGUGAGACUUUCUUUAAUGUAGUAAAGAAAGUAAUCGCUAUUAAAGAUGAAUCGAGUUUUUUACUGACACUACCCAAUUUAAAUGCUGGGAAUGCUCUAAUUAUGGGCGUCAAUGAAAUUUUACAGAAGACGAACAAAAAAAUCUUCAAUUAUUUGAUUGACUUUCUAUAUAGCUUUGAAUCAUCUUCAAAUUUAUUGAAUGACCAUGGUGCAACUGAACAGAAAAACUUGAUCAUCUUCCAGAAGAGCUUAAUUUUCCUAUCAAACGAUUUAGAACUAUUCAAUGAAUUUCUGAAAAGAGUGACCACCCUGAGAUCCAAGAGUAUUCUAGAUGAGUUUUUGUCUCAGUUCGAUAUGAACUCAUCUAACUCUAAACCCAUCAUACUAUCAGCACACGACCCAAUUAGAUAUAUAGGUGACGUACUUGCGUCGGUUCAUUCGAUUAUAGCCAAUGAAGCUGAUUUUGUCAAGUCACUAUUCAACUUUCAGGAUGAAAAUUUAAAAGAUACGCCAGUUUCCAUAUUGCAACAAAACGGGACAUUUCUGAACGAUAUUGACAACAAACUACUAAAUGACAUCAUCCAGUCCUUAUCCAAUUCAUGUCGUAUUCGUAUUGAACAAAUUGUGAGGUUUGAAGAGAAUCCAAUCAUUAAUUUCGAGAUUGUCAGGUUAUUGAAACUUUAUAGAGUCAUGUUCGAGAGAAAGGGUAUUCAGGACGAUAGUUCCAUUAUUAAUAAUUUGAAAUCAUUGGAAGAUAUCUCCAAAGAUAGAAUUAUUGGAUACUAUGAGGGCUAUAUUGAACGAAUAGCCUCCGCGGAGACAGUGAAUUCGCUAGAUGAUUUAUUACCACCAGAGUGGCUAUCAGAAUAUAUGAAUAAGUUGGUGGAACUGUUUGAAAUCUACGAAAAGACAGAUGCUGCUGAAGACGAGGAAUCGGAAGAUAAUCAAUUGCUGUCAUAUAGGAACUUACAAACAAUUGUAGAACAACCCGUUAAGGACGUAUUAUUGAAACAGUUACAGAAUCUUUUCCCUUUUGCAAAGAAAAAUGAAAAAAUAAAGGCAUCAUUGUUGACCAUCGAAAUCAACUGUUUUGAUUUGAUUAAAUCUAGAAUUCAACCGUUUGAUGGAGUUUUUGAACAGGAUGAAAACUCUCGAAAAAUCUCCUUCUGGAUCUAUGGUAAAUUAAAUGAAUUUACCAAACAAAUGCAAACUUUACAAAUAAAAUUUCUAUUCGAAAAUACAGGUUUAGACCUUUAUAAUAACCUGGUAAAUAUGAUUUUUCCCGUGGACUCAGUGAAGGAUGAAUUGGAUUACGAUAUGUAUUUAUCUCUGAGGGAUAAUUCAUUGAUGGAAUUGGAGACAAUAGGGAAAAAUGUACAUGAUAAAUUAAACGACUACUUACCUCAAGCAUUGACUGAUGUUCAAGGUAAUUUGCUAUUUAAGCUCAACUCACCGAUGAUAGCCGAUGAUAUCUGCGAUGAAUGCUUCAAGAAGUUGUCGCUCUUCUAUGAUAUUUUCAGGAAAGUAUUGGUCCACCUGUAUCCGAAUGACAAAGAUCGAAUAUUCGAGAUUUUGAAUUUCUCCACAGAUGAAUUUAACAUGUUGACAGGUGUCACUCACUGA
Molecule: messenger RNA, 2520 nt
Organism: Saccharomyces kudriavzevii IFO 1802
Lineage: Eukaryota; Fungi; Ascomycota; Saccharomycetes; Saccharomycetales; Saccharomycetaceae
Gene: COG6
Product: Golgi transport complex subunit COG6
Exons: 1
Coding region: 1-2520 (839 amino acids)
Biological process (GO): intra-Golgi vesicle-mediated transport
Cellular component (GO): COG complex
Source: RefSeq, a predicted model, not a curated record